Mycotypha africana is the source of this 1242-nucleotide messenger RNA. RefSeq names its product glycosyl-transferase for dystroglycan-domain-containing protein. Gene Ontology annotation, molecular function: glucuronosyltransferase activity; xylosyltransferase activity. Bases 1 to 1242 code for a protein of 413 amino acids. Gene Ontology annotation, biological process: protein O-linked glycosylation via mannose. The transcript has 3 exons. Lineage: Eukaryota; Fungi; Mucoromycota; Mucoromycetes; Mucorales; Mycotyphaceae. The record is from RefSeq and is a predicted model, not a curated record.
AUGGGGUUGGACAAUGUAACACCGUAUUACUUCAAAGCCUCCCAUAUCACAACGUCUCAAGAUAUUACAUUGGCUACUUUGGUAACUCGCAACCGUUUCCAAGUUUUAAGCAGGUUGGCGACAAACUACCAAGGUCCUAUUUCAGCUGCUAUUCACGUAUUAGAUGAUGAUGAAAAGUUAGCCACUAUUAGAGAGCUCGUCAAAAUCUACAGCACCAAUCCCGAUAUGCAAAAAUAUGUCGAUGUUCACCUCAUCAUUGAUAAAUUCGAUCGACAAUUUAAUAUGUGGCGUAAUAUUGCCAAACUUUUCACUCGGACCGACUAUUUGAUGAUGCUGGAUGUUGAUUUCCAUCUUUGUACAAAUUUCAGAAAGACAAUUUUCUCAAAUAAGAAUAUUUUCGAUAUGUUAGCUUCUGGUAAAACAGCACUUGUAGUACCUGCUUUUGAAUACAUCAAUCAGAAAGAUGGUAUGGACUGGCGCACUUUUCCUACAAAAAAAUCUGAGGUGAUAGAACAAGUGACAAGCCAAGGCAAGUUGGAUAGCUUUCAUAGCUCUUGGACAGCGGGUCACGGCGCUACUAAUUAUACUCGUUGGUAUGAGGCGGAUGAGAUAUAUCCUGUAACAGAAUAUGAGUAUUCGUACGAGCCUUACAUCAUUUAUAAGAAAGAUAACACACCUUGGUGCGACGAGAGAUUUAUUGGUUACGGCGCAAAUAAGGCAGCUUGUCUUUAUGAGAUAUUCAUUUCAGGUAUAGAUUAUUGGGUUCUGCCCAAUGACUUCUUGAUUCAUCAGUCUCAUAAAUAUGCAAACCAUGAUCGUACGAGAGAGCGUGUACAUAACAAGGAACUGUACGAAAACUUCAGAACUGAGAUUUGUCUACGUUAUUCAAGAAAAUACGUAAUCGAAGACACUUGGUAUACACCAGCCGCCGAUAACAUGAAGAAAGUAUGUACAAAUAUACCCAAAUGGAAGUAUUUGUCAGGCAUUUCGAAAGAGCAACGCUUAAAGGAUCUAGCUGAAGAAGCAGCCUUAAAAGCGCAACAGGAGCAACAAACUGCAGGCAACUAUCAAGAUGCUCAAGAAACACCAGUCAGCGACAGCAUUGAAGUAGCAUCCAUCCCAGAAGCAGCGACUGCAAAGUCGGCAGAGUCAGAAGAACAGUACGCUGAAAAGACUGAUGACGCAGCAUCAAGCGCACAAAGUGAAGAACUUCGAAUGGAAGAAGUGAUUGCCACUAUUUAG